AUGUUAACGAGGCCGGAGAAUGCAAAUCAAAUGGAUACUGCAAUGAAUGCGAAUUUGUCGAAAUCUGCGGUCGAGAAGGAAAUGAAACGACAGAAACGAGCGAAUGAGAAGAUGAAAAAACUGGUUGGAUAUUUCAAAUUGUUCAAGGAUAUCGGUUGUCUUGAAUCAACGCGUGUAGUGUUGGAUAAGACCGCAGCGAGUGGCAAUGAUUAUAUCCAUGCGAAUUUCAUUUCGACACCAUUCAAACAAAAACGUUUCAUUUGUACACAGGCACCCUUACCAUCAACUGCUUAUGACUUCUGGCAGAUGAUUUUGCAGAAUGGUUGUUGUAUAAUCGUUAUGUUAUGCAAUAUUGAAGAAAAUGGUAAACCAAAGGUCCCCUUUUCAUUGUGUUUCUUCAUUUGUUUUGAGUAUUGGUCACGGGAACCUGGAACAUCGGUGAAAUUCGACAAUAUUACUGUGAAAACGGUCGUUGUUAGGAAGCUGAAGCUACAUCCGGAAUGCUCGGGGACAGUGACGAUACAAAUCUCUGGAUUAGCGAUAAUGGUCGAUGAUGUGUUCUAUCAUGCCGUUGAUCACUUCCAAUGGCUGAAUUGGCCUGAUCGAAAAGUGCCACCAGCCGAUCUCACACCGAUUUCUCUACUUAAUUAUAUACGAAAAUCCAAGACACCGAUCGUAGUGCAUUGUACAGCUGGUAUCGGACGCACUGGAACACUGAUCAUGAUGGCCUAUAUACUGGAGACAUUGGUGACUGGCCAGAAACCUGAAAGUUCAAAUGAGAUACUGAAACGUUUACGAUCUGAACGUGCUUAUCUUUUGCAGAGUGAUGCACAAUAUCUAUACGUUCAUCGAGUGUUAUUGGAAUACUUCGCUCUAAAAGGGUUGAUCAGUGAUUAUAUGGCUGAUCGAGUGACGAAUUUUAUUGAAGAUUAUGAAGCUGCGAUCAACUAA
This is a messenger RNA of Anisakis simplex (herring worm), 951 nucleotides long. The record is from the annotation of a GenBank genome assembly. Lineage: Eukaryota; Metazoa; Nematoda; Chromadorea; Rhabditida; Anisakidae.